UUAAAUAGGCGUGGGCCAUGGCGUCAGGCCAAGUUGCUGUCCCUGUCCGGGUAAAGGGGAGCUCCAAGUGUGCCUUUCACAGAAACAAAGAUGUACUGCUACACUGCUCAGACUGUAAUAUUCUCAUCUGUCUUACAUGCAGUCUAUCCACUCACCAGGGCCACGGUCUUGUCGAGCUAGCAGACAUAACGCCACAAAGGAAAGUCGUACUGCAGAGUUUUAUCAACAACACCGAGGACAACUACCUUGUACGACUCCAGAAAGAAAUUGAUUCAAUCGAGAAGAAACUGAGAGAGAACGGUGAUAAGUUUGAAGAAUGCUGCCGACUAGUAAAACAACAGGGUGAACUCUGUAAACAACAAAUCGAUGUGCUAAUCGAUGAGUAUGUGUCGACAUGUAAUAAGCUGGCUGAGGAGAAUAGACAAAUGCUGAUACAGUAUAAGGACGAACUCAAGAAAAGGCACACGUCCAUUCUCGAACAGGUAAAAGACUGUAAAGAGGUUUUGCAAACAGGAAACUCUGUCAAUGUGUACGAUGAAACGUCUACCGUUUCUACGGAGGCUUUGGGAUUUCCAGAUGAACCAGUAUUGCGUGAAGUAGGGUUCCGACCAUCCGGAGUCGUCAGUGAACAGCUGAGAAAUGUUCUAGGCAUCUUGGCCACCUCUCCUUCACCCGUGCCAGAAAUCAGAACGACCUCCGAGGACACAAGUACACAACGAUCAGUUGAGGAGCUCCCUUCCAACGCUGUCAGGCAUGUGGCAACCCCAAAGGAGGAACAACCGACGGUAUCGAUAGAGUUUAGGAACUCCAUGUUAUGCUCUUCCAUCUGUCCAACUGCCUCUGGUGUUUGGCUCAGCCAUCGAAAAUCUAGAGAACUACUGCUUGUGGAUUUCAAGGGCCAACAGAAACAGAAGAUAAAGAAUUCCGAUUACAUAGAGAGCAUCGCCAUUUCCCCAAAGACCAACAAUGUGUGGUUUGUUGCCUUCGGAGAUCAUUCCUUCGGAGAUCUUUCCUUUAAUGAAGUUGUUACUGGAUCAAAGUCCCCCAUUGCAAGAUUCUCGGUAGAAACCUCGAUGGAUUGCUUCUGUGUCACAAGGGAGGACAAUGUUGUGGUUUGUACAUCGAGAAAAACAAAGAUCUACUCGCGAGAAGGUCGCGAGUUACACUCGGGCGAUCUUGGGAAGAAUUAUACUUCGCCGAAUUCUGUCUCAGAGUGCCCGGUAACCAGUAACCUUGCUGUAGUUUAUGUAAAGGGAAAAGACGAUGAAUGGCGUAUAAAAGUUGUCGUGCGAAACAAAACACUCGGAUUUAUGUUUGACUACAGCGGAGACAGAUCUGACGGACAGUCAGCAUGUUAUCCGUGGUAUGUAGUCUAUGAAAACAGAGGUAAUAUGUUAUUGGUAACUUUAUUUGGCGCUAUAGAGCUAGUCAGCGGAACAGGGCAGCAUUUACGAACAAUAGAUGAUACACGCAGGUUCGGGAUUACAGCCGUUGGUAUGCAGUCUGGUGGUGACGUCCUUUGGAUAUGCUGUCGUGUCGACAAACGUGGGAUGGUUGGGAAAAUCACGAAUGCUGAAGAGUCGCAUAUCAGAGGCAUCAAGUACUACAAGAAAAAUCAAUAAAAGGUCUUCAAAAGAUGUUCAGAAAAACCGCCUCACAGGGGAAACAUUUUAUUGGUGCAAAUCAAUGUCAACAAUGCGUUUGUCCAACUUUCAACGUUUACUGGUACAAAUAAAUGUAUUUGAAACAAUUCAGCUUCUAGUUUAGUCCGGAUUUACGGUACUAGAAUUAUUGUGUGGUGGAUGAAGGCGAUUCAAAGUUUCAAUUCCAAAUGGAUAAAGGGUGUCAUAUAUAUAAACCAUAAACGCUGUAUACGGAGGGUUUAUCAAUGGUCUCCGGACGAACGGACUAUGACGAAAGAUUAAAAAAAAUGAAUAGAUCAACGUGAACUGUGUUUUUGCCACUUGAUUGAAUUUAGGUCAAACCCAAAAAAAUCAUUUGAGAACCAGGGAAUCAUAUAAGCAUUAUAACGAAACUUGUAAAACAUAAAAUGAGAAUAAUUGUAAUAUAAUAAAUGAUAAUAGUUUUUUCAUGUAAUUAUGCAGCCAUUUGGACGUCUUAAAUGUUGCAUAGGACGAGAGGAAAGGACGCAGGGUCCUCUGGAACUAAACAGCAUAACUCAUAAUUAAUGAAUACUCGUGAUAAUAACAAAUUGUAAAUAAAAAUAGUUUGUCAUUGAAAUAAUACAGCGAUCUUAGCCUAUUGAUUCUAGAUAAUAGCGAACGUUCCAAUGAAUUGUCGUAAGUUCAAAAAACAAAUUCAUAAUCUUGCGAGGUUGGAAAAUAAUGCAUUCAAUUUUGGACUGAAAAAUAAUUUAUCUUUAACGUGUACUGCUAUGAAAUAUCGAUCUAUUGCCUAGGCCUGACAUGGAUCACAAGACAUUUUUUUUAGUCCUACAGGUUUGUUAUAUCUCUAUGUUUUGAUAUUCUUGUAGAAUUCCCUCGAAAAAGUUGCAUUAACGUUGUCUAGAAGGUCCUCAGAACUCAUCACGGUUUAACGAUAUGUGAGAACGUUCAAACUAAAAUGUUGAGUGCUCGUAAUCGAGUGUGUCACCUUGAGGUCAGAGAUCAUUUUUAUGUAUGAAAUAUAUAUAUAUACUUAUCAUGUCUUUACACUAAGUAGUCCAAUGCGACUUGUUUGUAUUCAGAACCGAGACAAACUUAAAACGGAUUACUGAAACUCUCACUCAUGGCUGAACAGAUCAAAUGUUCACGGAUAAAAUCUUGAAUGCCAAUAAUGUGUAUUAUUUAAAGCAUAUCUAACAUAUAAACUUCCAAUGCACUGUCCGGAGGAAAAUGUCCUAAUGCUGAUCCAGUCAUAUCACAGCCCUUUAUUUCUGGCAUGUUAUCCCAUAACGCUAAACGUAAAAAUAAAUACUUUAUUGGGGAACU
This is a messenger RNA of Pecten maximus, 2951 nucleotides long. RefSeq lists its product as uncharacterized. The record is from RefSeq and is a predicted model, not a curated record. Gene Ontology annotation, cellular component: chromatin; nucleoplasm. Lineage: Eukaryota; Metazoa; Mollusca; Bivalvia; Pectinida; Pectinidae. The coding region runs from base 18 to 1622 and encodes 534 amino acids. Gene Ontology annotation, biological process: positive regulation of DNA-templated transcription. Gene Ontology annotation, molecular function: ubiquitin-protein transferase activity; zinc ion binding. The transcript has a single exon.